This is a messenger RNA of Neocloeon triangulifer, 920 nucleotides long. RefSeq names its product ras-related protein ced-10-like. The transcript is spliced from 6 exons. Gene Ontology annotation, molecular function: GTP binding; GTPase activity. The record is from RefSeq and is a predicted model, not a curated record. Lineage: Eukaryota; Metazoa; Arthropoda; Insecta; Ephemeroptera; Baetidae. Gene Ontology annotation, biological process: small GTPase-mediated signal transduction. Bases 221 to 874 code for a protein of 217 amino acids.
UGGUGUGCGUGGUGAACGCGCGAGCUGCUCAUUCCGAGAGUCCAAACCGGCUCAGCUGGAGGCGACGAGAGAGCUGCGGGCAGAACGCGCUAUUUUUCAUUAGGACUAAAGUGUCACACGCCGAAUUUUUCCAACAUGUUUUGUAGAUUUUUUUGUUGAAAAAAUAAUUUGUCGAUCCAUCGGAUUUGUGUGAGAAAAAAAUUAAUCAAGCGUGUGAAAAAUGAGCUCGAAAGUCUCCAGGGUUGAAUCCACCGCUUCAGCUGCAAACAGUACAUCCAGCAAGAUAGCAAUUGAAGAUGAACGUUCCAUAAAAUGUGUCGUGGUUGGCGACGGAACCGUCGGGAAGACGUCCCUGCUCAUCUCCUAUACUUCAAACCGAUUCCCUACCGAGUAUGUUCCGACGAUAUUUGAUAAUUACACCGCUGAUGUGGUCAUCGACGGGGAAAACCAUAAGAUUGGACUUUUUGACACAGCAGGAGAGGAAGACUACGACAAACUGAGGCCGCUGAGCUACCCCCGGACAGACGUGUUCAUCGUCUGCUUUGCAGUUGACUCUCCAGAUUCCUUCGUCAACAUGAAACUCAAAUGGAUACCUGAACUGCGACAUUACUGUCCGCGAACGCCAAUUCUUUUGGUCGGCACCAAGGCCGACCUGCGGAACGACAUUGAAACGAUAGCGCGGUUACGGGAAAGCAACAUGGAAGUCGUGUCCAACGCGGAGGCGCAAGAAGCACAAAAGAAAAUGCAGCUUUACCACUACUCAGACUGCUCCGCGCUCACAAGGGUCGGGGUGAAACACGUAUUUGACCAGGCGAUAAAAGCAGCAUUGAAAUACCGAAAACAAAGGACAAAGCGGCAGUGUCACAUUUUGUAAUUUCAGAUAAUAAAAGGGACUGUUUUUUUUUAUUGAUACCAAAUUC